Molecule: messenger RNA, 1270 nt
Organism: Oryza brachyantha (malo sina)
Lineage: Eukaryota; Viridiplantae; Streptophyta; Magnoliopsida; Poales; Poaceae
Product: xylosyltransferase 1-like
Exons: 6
Coding region: 324-803 (159 amino acids)
Source: RefSeq, a predicted model, not a curated record
CGGCAACCCGCACGACGAGGAGAGGACAACUGAACGGCGGCGCGCCGCCUCCACCAAAAGCGGGGGCGGGGGGGUAUCUAGCAGGUUUUCGUAUAGGCCCCCGAAGAUCUACGAAAUCGCGGGACGUGGUCCUCGGCUCGGGGCCUUUAAAUGCGGGGCACCCAUGUAGGCCGGAGCAGAGCGCCACGAGGCGAGUUGUUGGGUGUUCCCUAGACUAGCCGUCUCUCUUCCUCUCUCCCUCUACCUCGACCUCUCCCGCCGCCGCCUGCAACCGCUUCACGUGGCCUGAUCCUCCUCCGGAGCUCUCCCUCUCGACCCCCCGAAUGGAGCCCAAGAAGUCCUCCGCGCCGCCGCAGCCCCACAUGGAGCCCAAGAAGUCAUCCCCUCCCCGCGCUGCCGCCGCCGCAGGAGGAGGAGGCGGCGGCGGCGCUGCCGUCGGGGGCGAGUCGCCUUUGAGCAGCCUGUUCCACCAGCCGUCGCAUGGGGCAAAAGGCAAAGAAGACAUAUACGCCAUUUUCUACAAAGGACAGAACGGGGCUGCACAAGCUGGGACUGCAGAUGGUAAAUCCCAGUGGACUCCUUCCAAAACUCGCACCGCGUACCCCAAGGAUAACAAACAGUCAAAUCAGUAUGAUUCGGUUGAUACUUCUUGUUUUGGUUCUUCUGUGAAUUAUGGUGGUCGAGAUUAUUAUGGAAUCUCUGGAACCAAGCAGUCCACAGAAUCAAAUGAUUAUAAGGCGGACAAAAAGGACCCUUCCACAGAUUCUCAUGGUGACUGGUGGCAAGGUUCGUUUUACUACUAAGCAGAUUUGCUGUCAUCUCCCUUGGUGGACAAGGUAGUGGAAUGGGAGGGGUUGGAACUUGUUUGCUUCACUGUUGCCAUGCUUGCCGUAUCAGUUACCUAAAUCAUGCUAGAGUGACAUCGUCCAUCCGUGGUGGCAGUAUUUGGAUCAUCACACCUGGGCAGAUGCAGUGUGCGUCUUUACCUUUUCUUUCGUAGCUUGGGCUUUAGAUGUGAAAUGUAUCAAACUUACAAGAACCGUGUAAGUGUUAGGUCGCAGAUUGCAUAAAGGGUCCCUAUCCAUUCUGCCAAUCUGGUCAACAACCAGAUUGGACCAGUUUGGUGUGACUCCCUUAGAUCAAAGUAUAUGUUCCUUGUACUGUCGGAUCUUCGCUCCGGAGCCAACAAGGCUGGAGAAGUGGAGAUGACUUUGCAUUGUACACAUGUACCCCUUGGAUUUCACAGAAUUCAGUAAACUGUUCUUAUAAA